Acanthaster planci (crown-of-thorns starfish) is the source of this 3479-nucleotide messenger RNA. It is a transcript of the gene pink1, whose product is annotated as PTEN induced kinase 1. Gene Ontology annotation, biological process: positive regulation of mitochondrial fission; regulation of apoptotic process; protein phosphorylation. The record is from RefSeq and is a predicted model, not a curated record. Lineage: Eukaryota; Metazoa; Echinodermata; Asteroidea; Valvatida; Acanthasteridae. Gene Ontology annotation, molecular function: protein serine/threonine kinase activity; ATP binding. Gene Ontology annotation, cellular component: mitochondrion.
ACCAUUACACAUGACAUAGCAGAGCCCUGCGUAUCAUAAUUUUCAGUUUAAGCUUGUUGGCUUGGAAUUGAUGCUGAUGUGACAUUAGUCAGAGCAUUAAUUUGUCCCUUUUAUGGGCCCAUUGGGGCCCAAACAAAUGUAUACGGUCUGGUUCUAAAUUGUGACAAUUUUGCAUAGCUUUCAGAAGGUUAUCAACGUUAAAUUCACCGUCAACUUUUUAGCCAACAUCAACAGAGUCGAAGUUUUGAAAUUGCAUCAUCAUGUCGCUUCGUUCUGCCUUCGUUCGAGUGAAGCAGCUCCUCAGCGGGCAUGGCGGAUUUUUGCUUCCACGUCGGGUUCUUCUCAUCCCCGGCAAAGCUCACCCGCAGGAAGGGGCACAAAAGGCCAAAGCCUUUGCAAGACACGCUGUUCCGAGGGUGGGUGGGGAAACCCCCUCCAACCGUCUGCAGCGAGUCUUUGCUGGUCGCGCGGGGGCCAACGAUUCCACCUUGGCUGCCCAGCUCCGGCGGAACGCCGCCCUGCGGUUGAUCCAGUACCACUUCCGGAGGGGAGGGGCAGGGCGUGGCUCGCGAUGUGGAGGCACUGGAACCCACCUGCCCAUUUAUGCCUUCCUGGGGCUGACGUUGGCAGCAGGAGAGAGGGGCGUGCUGGAGGAAAGUGACACCAAAAAGAAUGAAAAGAUGCAAUGGUUGCCACUGGAAACAUGUUGCGAGAUUGUUAGGGGUGUCUUCCAAAGCGAUUCGCCAUAUUGCAGAGACCCUCAGCUUCCAAUCAAUUCAGACUUCCCAUCGGAUACGGCAUCCUACAUCAUCUCCAAUAGACACCUUGGGAAGGGCACCAACGCGAUCAUCUAUGCUGCACGGCAGAGACCGCUUCCCUCAGCAGAGGGCAGCGUCGCUGAUGGAGCAAGAGAGGGCGAGCACGUCGGAGAAGAUGAUGCGAUCAUCUCCCAGGUGGAUGAUGACGACGAAGCAGAUUGGGAGAUGGUGUCCGGUGAGACCAACUCAGUGGAUCUGAUGGAGAUAUCAGAUGUAGAGAGUCUUGAUGAUGCCAAUGAUGUGGAUGGUGAUGGCGAGACACAAGAGAAGGAAACCAAUGAUGCCUCAGGAGGUCAUCUCAUGAAAGAAGAUACUGGAGAUGGUUAUGACUUGGCACUCAAGAUGAUGUUCAACUACGACAUUGCCUCCAAUGCGACCGCCAUAUCCCAGGCCUUUGAGAGGGAAUGCCUUCCUCUGUGGUCGAGCCUCGCAAAGGGCUCCUUUGGUGACUUCCGCUGGGAGAAUGGGCACAGAGCCAAGAUGAAAGCUCAGCGAUUCUUGCCGCGCCAUCCCAACAUUGUGGAAAUGUACCACGCCUUCGUCACCCACACUGUGGCCCACGACCUGGACGAGGCACGGACCCUCUUCCCCGCGGCCCUGCCAGCGAGGCUGCACACUGACGGGAUGGGACGGAACCAGACGAUGUACCUGGUGAUGAAAAGGUACGACAUGACGCUCGCUGAGUACAACCAGAAUAUUGGCUGCCCCUCCGAGCAUGUUGCCAUGGUGAUCAUUGCUCAGCUCCUGGAGGGUGUGGCCCAUCUGGUGCACCAUGGGAUAGCUCACCGAGACCUGAAAAGUAAUAACGUCCUGGUCGAGUUGACAGCAGGGAGCCCUCAUGUGGUGAUAGCGGACUUUGGAUGCUGUCUGGCUGACGAAACCAUAGGUCUCCAGCUUCCAUACCCAUCAAAACACACUGAGAUUGGCGGAAACAGCGCCCUCAUGGCCCCGGAGGUCAAGUUGGCGGUACCAGGACGGGAUGCUAAAAUCGACUACACCAAGUCCGACACAUGGGCGGUAGGGCCCAUGAGCUACGAAAUUCUCGGGCUGCCCAAUCCGUUCUACUGUCGCAACGGGAAUCCGGGGUUGGACAGUGCUCAGUAUGAGGCCACCGAUCUGGCUGCCUUGCCAGACGAUACCCAUCCAGGUCUGGCCAAAGUCGUCAGCCUCCUACUGCGGAAAGACCCUGCAGAGCGGCCAUCAGCUACAGUAGCGGCCAACAUGCUCCAUAUGUUGCUAUGGCAACUGCCACUUCUCACCUUUGCAUCGUGGGAAGGAUCCACGCCGGUUUCCGCCAUCGCCUCACCACAGCAGCACCUGGCCGCUUGGCUGCUGCGGUUGUCAGCCGGCCAGCUGUGUCAGAGGUCGCCGAGAGGUCAAACAGUUGAGGUGGAAGGCCAGAGGUCAUGGCUAGACGGCAUCGAGUACCAGCUGUGUUGGACCUUUCUGUCUCGCGUGACCCCUGAUGAGGUUAUGAGUGCAUAUAAUGCCAUAGUGCGUUUGUGCACUACCAAUUACCACAUCUGAGAGAUCUGCUGCUCCUUUCCUCGGUAUUAUUAUUCAGAUGUUAGAAAGUUUUUUCCCACGACAAGCUUUAUUCUCCCGAGGCGAACCUGUAGAACAAAGCCAGGUUGACCCUUCAGACUAUCGUUUCAAUGAUUACCUGAACUUUUGCAGGCUACUUUCAAGACCUGGAGUAAGUGGACUCAGUAGGUCGUUUCCCACCUUGUGAUUGCCCGAGGAAAAAGCAUGACAUUAUUACGUUACUCGUCUAUUGUUUUGUGUAACUCACAGGCCUGGGCUGGUGUCCUGACUUCACAAAUGAUAUCAGGCAUGAGUCUCAGUGUAAGCGGUAAGCUCCAACGGCCAGCAGGUGAAUUCAGAUAUGAUUAAUUGAAUGCAUGAGAAAAGCCAGACUUUGAGAGGAAAUAACUUCUAAAAUAUCAAUGUAGAAAUCUGUCAAUUUUGUGAGCUGUUGCAACGACAGACGCAAACUGUUCAAGUUUCAUUCUCACUGACCAUUUUUUUUAAUAUCAACAUUAAUUUGCACGCGACACAUCGUCUUUUAACCACUACUGGAGUACAAAAAAGACUUCUCAAUACCUUCGUUCUAUCAAGUAUCUUUGGAAUUCAAUAAUUUAAAUAAAGUAAUGACGAUUGGUUUUUGCCCAACGUUACCCAUCAGCUUAGAUUUGUGAAUACGAAGACGUAGGCAUUACACAAGUCAUGGAAAAUAGAUCAACGAGUUGAAUAACCGUAGAUACAAGGAUCAUUUAUGUUAGGCUAUAAAAUGUGCCGGACCGUUUGAAGAAUGCAUGUAAAUGGGGACCUGUUUUGCGUUCGAUGCUAUCAAGCGCCAAAAAUGAAGAGUUUAACCUCGCUUUCAAAUUCAAUAUGGCUGACUCAUAACUAAGGUCUUUUGAAUAGAGGGCCCACCAGCCAAUGACAGGGAAAAUUUUCCAGUAUCCUUGUGUGUCUGCCCCCCGUGACAAAGUAAAACAUGUACGGGGGAAGUGGUCUCUUGAACGGGGGUGUUCUGUGCUGGUGCGGUCAAGUGGGUGAUGCAAAUGCGUCACUUGUAAGGGCGACGGCAGAAGGGAUAAGUGUGUUUAAAAGAAAGGUUUGCUUGUGAAUAAACUCAGAUAGUUUGGAAUUAUGAAA